AUGGAAGAAAUCCUUUUGCUGUUUUUUAGACACAGGAGGGCACCGAGAGUGUUGUGCUGGAUGAAGGAAAAGGGGCCGAAGAGCCGGAACAAGAACAAGUUUUCAGGACUUGGGAAAAUUCGUGUCCCUGGUCAUCUCAAUUACCGCGAAAUCAUUCGGCGUUUCGAGCGCCAAAGCACAUUCCAUGGCAUAUCGCAUGCUGCUCUUGCACCGAACACCAAAUGGCGCAUCAUUUGGUAUACCGCAUUCACAAUCUGCUUCUGCGCUCUAAUCAUUCAGAUUAUUCUACUCAUCCGACGAUAUCGCCUCUAUGCUAAAACUGUUGAUCUUGAUCUCAAAUUUGAAAACGCUCCAUUUCCUUCUGUUACACUAUGUAAUUUAAAUCCAUAUAAAGCUUCGAUGAUCGCUAAAGAAGGACGAACGAAAGCAACGAUGGAUGCUUUCUCAAGUAUCGUUCAAAGUGGUGUCGAAUCAUACGGUAUUUCGGCUGCUAUUGAAGCUGCUCGCAAGGAGGGUAAUAAACCGCGAAGAUUACGCGCCGUGCCCACGAAUAUAACUAUCAAUCGUCGAUAUCAUCAAGCAUCAGCUCAGUGCUUAUGCGAACUGAAUUCGCUAACAGGCGAACGGGUAUGCAAAGAAUGCUCCAAAGAUCUUGGCCAUUGCCCGAUGAGGUUUUUCGAUGAAAGCGCUAGCACAGAAGACGGAAAGUCACAACGCAAGCAAGUGUGUCUCUGUCACCGCGAGUACAACCACUGUAUUGCAAACAACGACUAUGGCUAUAUCCUAGAAAUCGAACCAAAAACGGACAUUUCGGCGCUCGAUAUUCUUGAUUUUCCGAGCAAAGCUGCAGUUUCUCGAACAACCACCACUAGUACAACGCCACCGCCCGAACUCAGACAAGCUCUCGGAUUUGAGGCAUUUUUUUUGCUGAUAACUAAAAGAGAUGGAUUAACCGAUGAGAUUGCAAUCAAAGAGCAAGCUAAAGAAAAUCUAAUGUUUGCGGUUGGUGAAAUGAACGAUACGGAGAAGGUGCAGAUGUCACAGCAAAAGCAUGAACUCAUUUUCAAAUGCUCAUUCAAUCAGAAGGACUGCGACAUCGAGAAUGAUUUUAAGCUGCAUUACGAUCAAACGUAUGGUAACUGCUAUACAUUCAACUGGAAUACAACUAGACAAGUAACGGCUCAUCGGGCUGGUGCCAAUUUUGGUUUACGAGUGCUGCUUUACGCCGAUGUAUCCGAAUAUUUGCCAACAUCCGAAUCAGUGGGCUUUCGUAUUACUGUUCACGAUCAAUGGACUGUACCAUUUCCAGAUGCAUUCGGGUACAAUGCACCAACUGGUUUUCUGUCUUCUUUUGGAGUACGCAUGAAAAAAUUCAAGCGCAUUCCGGCACCUCAUGGUCAAUGCUUGGAAGAUAAUGAUCGGAACCACAAUUUCAUCUACCAUGGCUUCAAUUAUUCCGUUGAGAUCCGACAUAUCCAACACCGAAUGGAAGCAUACCGUGCAAACGAUCCGGUUGCACGAGAAUGCAUCAAGAAUGCUUCGCAAUAUCUCAGCCAUCUGAUUGCCGAGGGAAAACUUGAGCAUUGUGUCUGCCAUCAACCGUGCUCAGAAGUAAACUACGAAGUAACGUACAGUGCAGCACGAUGGCCUUCCGGCACAACUAAAGUUAUGGAGUGCGAUGCUGUUGAUGAUCUUUGUAUGGAACGAUAUCGUAAAAAUGCGGCAAUGAUUCAAAUUUUCUAUGAGGAAUUGAAUUACGAAACGAUGACCGAAACACCUGCCUAUACUAUAACAAGCGCAUUGGCUGAUCUUGGCGGUCUUACAGGCCUCUGGAUUGGUGCAUCAGUUGUUAGUUUACUGGAAAUCGCUGCACUUAUUGUAUAUACUGUACAAGCUUACGUGAGGAAACGCAAGAAAUCCACAAAACUUCCCUCUUUUCUAGAUGAAAUACAGCCGGAGCCAAUGAAGGAAGAGGAAGCUGAAGAAGACGAAGAUGAAGAAGAAAAAGAUGAGGAAAAAGACGAAGCAGUAUCACUGGUACCUAAGAAAUCAAUCUAUCUUCCGCCCGGUGCCGAACUGCCCUGUGAAUGUAUCUUUAAAAACGGGAAACUACAUGUUAGUUGA
Gongylonema pulchrum is the source of this 2124-nucleotide messenger RNA. The record is from the annotation of a GenBank genome assembly. NCBI's taxonomy places the organism in Eukaryota, Metazoa, Nematoda, Chromadorea, Rhabditida, Gongylonematidae.